UUCUGUUUUUGUUUCUUCCCCUUUUUUGCGUGUUUGUCAUGAAGAUCAUGAGACUCUGGCUGGAUGUUCCUGCACAUUCAAAUCACGGCCUCUAUCCUGCUGUUGCGAAGGUAUGAGUUCCUUUCACCUCAAGGUGCUGCUUUUCAUAAAUCUGAACAGCCUCGUGUCAGGGCUGCAGUUUGCAACCUCCUCUUUCUCUCAGGUGCCUUUCCUCACUGUGUGGAACGCCCCCACUGCCAGCUGUCUGUCUCAGUAUGGCGUGGACCUGGACUUGGGCACGUUCAGCAUUGUCCAGAACCAGAACCAAACUUUUAUGGGAGAAAACAUAACCAUUUUUUACGCUGAAAAGCUUGGUCUCUAUCCCAGAUACUCUGGCCAAACAGCCAUCAAUGGUGGUGUCCCACAAAAUGCCAGUCUGGAAGAACACCUCAGAGCAGCUUCUGAUGACAUCCGCAACUUCAUCCCUGACAGGGAUUUCCAGGGCCUGGGAGUGGUGGACUGGGAGAGCUGGCGGCCUGUAUGGGAGAGAAACUGGGAUAGUAAGCAGGUGUACUGGGAGGGAUCUAGAACACUAGUGAGGGCUAAGCAUCCUGACUGGAGCCCUGCACAGGUAGAGGCUGCAGCUCGGGUGGAGUUUGAGAAAGCUGGGAGGAAAUUUAUGGAGGAAACACUGAAACUGGGGCAGGAGGAGAGACCGAAUGGGCUGUGGGGUUUUUAUGGUUUCCCCAACUGCUACAACUACUACAGUGAGAAAAGCUCAAACUACACUGGGGAGUGUCCUGCUGUGGAGUUAAAGAGAAACGACAUGCUGCUGUGGUUGUGGAAUGUCUCCUCCGCUCUUUAUCCCGACAUCUACCUCAGCCUGGAGCUGAGAGGGCUCGGCAGAGAAGUGCUGCUGUACACCCACCACCGCAUCCUGGAGGCCAUGAGAGCUGGAGCUCAGGCUGCUCCGUCAACACCUCCUGUGUUCCCAUACGCUCGGGUCGUCUACACAUACACCUUAGAUUUCCUCUCUCAGGAGCACCUGGUGUACACCAUUGGAGAGAGUGCAGCUCUAGGAUCUGCUGGGGUGGUGCUUUGGGGUGAUCAUGACUUUGGCAAAUCAAAGGCCACCUGUGAAGCCAUCAAAUCCUACAUUGAUGACACCCUAGGUCUGUACUUGGUGAAUGUAACAGCAGCAGCCGUUCUCUGCAGUCAGACCCUGUGCUCCUCUCAGGGAAGAUGCCAGAGAAAGGAGAUGAACUCAGGGGCCUACCUCCACCUCGAUCCUGCCAUGUGGAAAGUGGUGUCAGAGAAGAGACUGGAGGGGGGGCAGAACUACAGAGUGUACGGACAGGCGAGAGCACAAAGGUUGACAUCCAUGAAGUCUGAGUUCCAGUGUGUGUGUUACCAGGGCUGGGGCGGAAAGAGCUGCUCGAAACCUGCUCAGGUUUAAAUGACUUUUCUAAAUGGAGGUAAUCGAGUGAAAGUAUUGUUCUAAUUAACAGUAGUAAAGUCUGUUAGAAGUGUUAAAAGGACUCCAUACAGAGGUGGGCUGGGACUGUUUGGCUCAGAGGUAGUUAUCUGCAUCAGUGCAUGAGGUCUCCUGUGAAUGGAAAUGAACAAAUCUUUGACCGAUGUGUUUACCUAAUUAAUUACUUUUAUAGUUUCCCUUAAUUUAUAUGGGAGAUAAUAUUCAUUUUAAACCCCCACCUUAACCCCCCCCCUUAUUUUUUCUAAACAAUCAUUCACAUUCCAAUUAUGUCUAAUAAUAAAUUUGUCUUUCAAAUGAG
This is a messenger RNA of Labrus bergylta (ballan wrasse), 1772 nucleotides long. RefSeq names its product hyaluronidase 1 (gene hyal1). The record is from RefSeq and is a predicted model, not a curated record. Gene Ontology annotation, biological process: carbohydrate metabolic process; hyaluronan catabolic process. Gene Ontology annotation, cellular component: cytoplasmic vesicle. NCBI's taxonomy places the organism in Eukaryota, Metazoa, Chordata, Actinopteri, Labriformes, Labridae. Gene Ontology annotation, molecular function: hyalurononglucosaminidase activity.